Cavia porcellus (domestic guinea pig) is the source of this 3571-nucleotide messenger RNA. It is a transcript of the gene Rit1, whose product is annotated as Ras like without CAAX 1. Gene Ontology annotation, cellular component: plasma membrane. NCBI's taxonomy places the organism in Eukaryota, Metazoa, Chordata, Mammalia, Rodentia, Caviidae. Bases 181 to 840 code for a protein of 219 amino acids. The transcript has 6 exons. Gene Ontology annotation, biological process: Ras protein signal transduction. Gene Ontology annotation, molecular function: GTPase activity; GDP binding; GTP binding. The record is from RefSeq and is a predicted model, not a curated record.
GGGGGCGGGGCGGGCGUCAGGGUGGCCUGGCCCCUCCCGAUGGGACGCGGCCGUGGCGCCAUCUUUCCCAGCUCUGCGGAAGAGUGAUCACUGGUCAGUGUAAGGCCUUGGCACGGUGGAGCGCCGAGAGGCCCCGCGGGUGGCCUUUCUUCGGAGUGGCCCAGGGUCCCCAAAAGCACAAUGGACUCUGGAGCUCGCCCUGGGGGUGGCAGCUGUAGCAGCCCUGCCGGGCUGUCCCGGGAAUACAAGCUGGUGAUGCUGGGUGCCGGCGGCGUGGGCAAGAGUGCUAUGACCAUGCAGUUCAUCAGCCAUCGGUUUCCAGAAGACCAUGAUCCCACUAUUGAAGAUGCUUAUAAAAUCCGGAUCCGUAUUGAUGAUGAACCUGCCAAUCUGGAUAUUUUGGAUACAGCUGGACAGGCAGAAUUUACAGCCAUGCGGGAUCAGUACAUGAGGGCAGGAGAAGGAUUUAUUAUCUGUUACUCUAUCACGGAUCGCCGAAGUUUCCAUGAAGUUCGAGAGUUUAAACAGCUUAUUUAUCGAGUUCGACGUACUGAUGAUACACCUGUGGUUCUUGUGGGAAACAAGUCUGACUUGAAACAGCUAAGACAGGUCACUAAAGAAGAAGGGUUGGCUCUGGCCCGAGAGUUCAGCUGUCCCUUUUUUGAGACUUCUGCUGCAUACCGCUACUACAUUGAUGACGUUUUUCAUGCACUUGUCCGAGAAAUACGUAGGAAAGAGAAGGAGGCAGUGCUGGCCAUGGAGAAAAAAUUUAAACCUAAAAGCAGUGUCUGGAAGAGGCUGAAGUCCCCAUUUCGGAAGAAGAAGGAUUCAGUAACUUGAAGGGAAGGCAUGGAGUGCUUACCUGUGAACUGCAGUGCUUAAUCCAAGCAGUCCAGUAACCUGCAGUAGUGAGCAUGGUACUUGCUCUUUCUUCUGUUAAUGACCGUUUUUUAAAAAGUAACUGAUGAGGGGGACAUGGCUACUAGGAGUUUCCAAUGAUGUGGUAUUUAAAGUAUUGUUUCUUAAUUGAUUCUGAUUUAUUAACCAGCAGAGCACUGGCUUUUCAGUUGUCACAUUAGAAUUUGAAUCUGCCACUCUUGGGAUCAUGUUGCUGAUAUUAAUCCAUGUGAAUCAUUUACACCAGGAGAGCGUCUAGGCCCUGGGUGUUUGACCAAGAGCACAGUGGAGUCUUGUGCUGUGUAGUCCUGUUGACGUUCGCCUUCAGUUCUCUGAGAAGGGCCUCAGUAUGUUUUCUGCAUGGUGCUUCCCAGAGACAAAGGGAAAACUCUAUAGGGAAAUCAGUGCUAAAAAGAUAAAUGCCAAAGCCCAGCAAAUAGCUGUGGAACUGGCUCCUGCUGCAAACUUGGAGUGCUGAGAGUGGGCCAUGUGCUUAUAGGGACUUGCUAGAGUCCAAGCAGGAUGAAUCUGGUUUUUCUGAGACAUGCAAAUUUGCUCCAAGGCAUUGGAGUGCAUAAGAAUGGACAGACACCUAUAAAAUAUAGUGCUGGUUUCUUGGAAGAGCUGUUUUACUGUUUAGGGUGUACCUUUCUUUUCAAAGGUAAACAUUUGGGGGCCAUUACUGGAUUGCUAUCUCCUUUUUAAAUCCCUAAUCAGAAGAGCCAGCAUCUAUAACAGGUUUAUCUAUAACAGAUAGAUACAUCAGUACAGAAAUUGCUUCCCAGUGCUUGCCCUUGCUUACUCCUUGCUUUUUAGACACUUUAGGCCUGGCAAAGUUGUUUUUAGGCCCUUCAUUUGUCUGGCUGCAUUUUCCAUACAGAAGAAAUGUCAGGAGUUUGAAUAUAUUACAUGUGUGUCUCCUUGACAUUAGAGUUAUUCGACUCCGUAUUCUAAGAAAGCAUGUGGCCAGGUGUAGUGGUACACACCUAUGAAUCUUAACACUUGGGAAGCCGAGCAAGAGAAUGGCUUGCCUGAACUACAUAGUGAGACGAUGCCUCAAAAAACCAAAAAAGAAAAGAAAGCCCAUGGUUUUCCUGUUUAUUGGGAGUCUUCUUCAUGCUUUUAACAUUAAUGUAUAGUUUGUAACCUGAAGAUUUACUUAGAAAGACCUUACAAAGUUUACCUCAGGGUUUUAUUAAUCUUGGCAAAGUUUAGACUAAGAGAAAAACCACUUGACUGUGUACAUGUUGAGAAACUAUAUCCUACGAAGACACAGCUUUAACUUAGUGGCAACUGUUCUGUGUGUGGACACUGCAUGCAUAAGGGGCAAGAGCAGCACACCUAGUGCUGAGAAUUAAUAUCACCGAAGCAGUGUUUGUCUAUUUAGGCAACUUUCUUUGCACCCCUGGAAAAGCACGUGGCUGAACUUAUUUCCCAUUGCUAUUAAAGGCAGGAAGAUAAGGUGUUUUUCUAUAUAAGUCAAUGGUCUGUGGUCCAGAUUUAAAGAAGAAUGACUGAUGGAGCAUUUUUUUUUUAACUCUGAGUAGUUGUCCCUUUUCAAACUCCUGAAACACUUUGCUACCAGAUCAGUCCUGUUUCUGGUACUCAUCCCAUCUAAAUGUGAAAGACCACACGUCAAGUCUUUGUAGGGUAUCACAGAAACCAUGGGAGAAGCCAGAGAGCAGAAAAGAAAUGGUGCAGUUCUAUUAUGAUAUUAUAUCUCAUUUAAACUGGUUUAGAACCCUUUAAGUUUGACCCCUUAGCUUCUCAUUACUAAUGACCCAGGGAAUUGUCAGAGCACCAAGCAAGAAAAUGUCAGCUGUAGCCUGGCAUGGUGGUGCACGCCUAUAAUCUCAGCACUUGGGAGGCUGAGGCAGAAAGAUCUUUGUGAGUUCAAGACCUGCCUGGGCUGCAAAAUGAGUUCAAGGCCAGCCUGAACUGCAUAGUGAGACCCUGUCUCCUAAAGACAACAACAACAAAAAAGAAAGUAUCAGCUAUGUAAUUAUUAAAGAUAAUUAAGAUAACAACAUUUCCAGCAAGAAAGAUCUGUAAGUGAAUGUGUACUGCAUAUAAAAAAAUAAAAUAAGUUAGGGUUUUUUGACAUUAUCACUGUCACCCCUGAGCUUUGGAUGAACUCUAAUCCUUUGGUUAGUGCUGAAUAGAAUUGUGCUAGGUGGUUAGCACUAGCUGGUUUCAGGAUAUAACUCAUACCUUUAUUCUUAGUGACCACAGAUAGAGUGUAGGUAAUUUAUGAGCUCUAAGUAAUCUGCUUUAACCAGUUUGAGACCAUUAAAAUUAAUUACUGCCUGGAACUUCAAAGAGAGAAAUUCAGGGAUGAGUUAAAAGGCACUGGAACUUCCAUUCAUGUUCAUACCAGAUCAGUAAGCUAAGACUCCAAGGCUCAAGCUGCAUGUCAGGGCACACACCUGUAAUCCCUACAUUCAGGAAGCCCAAAGUAGGAUAAUCAGGAGUUCAAGGCCAGCCUCGAUUAAAAACCAAAAUGAAACAUUGAAAAGCUAGUGUCUAGAAUUAGCUGUUCAGGAUCCACAAGGGGACUGGUGAUAUAUUCCAAAAAUGGGCCUACUGUGAUGUUUGGAUAGAGGGAAGGUUUUUCACCUUAAUGCACAUGUAUAUGAAGACAGUUUGUAUGACACAAUACAAAAUUUUUAAACAA